Nerophis lumbriciformis (worm pipefish) is the source of this 5946-nucleotide messenger RNA. It is a transcript of the gene fhod3a, whose product is annotated as formin homology 2 domain containing 3a. Gene Ontology annotation, cellular component: cytoplasm; cytoskeleton. The record is from RefSeq and is a predicted model, not a curated record. Gene Ontology annotation, biological process: cortical actin cytoskeleton organization; sarcomere organization; cardiac myofibril assembly. Gene Ontology annotation, molecular function: actin filament binding. NCBI's taxonomy places the organism in Eukaryota, Metazoa, Chordata, Actinopteri, Syngnathiformes, Syngnathidae.
GAGAGGGAAGGCUGAGAAGAAAAUAGAUAUGGUGUGUGUGUGUGUGUGUGUGUGUGAGGGGGAAGGAUUUAGUGGAAGUCAGACAGACAGUGGAGCGGCUGUCAGUGUCAGACAGACACUCUCCGGCACCAGGCUGCUGGAGUCCGCCUACAGCCUCUUGACUGGCCACCUGCCUCUCCCAGAAUAAAAGUGGACAGGCCAAAAAGCUCCAGCAGAAGCACGGAGGACAAGACAAAACCAGAAAGAAAGUCUUCCAUCUCCCCAGCUGCGCUGCAUCGGUCCCGGCUGCACGCUUGACGACGCAAGUUUGUUUGCUAGUUACCAGGAGAGCCGGCACUCAGCUCCAGGACCCGGCCAGUCCUCUCCCUCCCCCCCCCACCUCCGGAGUGGAGCCACUUGCAUGGAUGCACCAUGGCCACGUUUGUCUGCAGGGUUCAGUUUCUAGACGACACCGAUCCGUUCAACAGCACCAACUUCCCGGAACCGACCAGGCCGCCGCUGUACACCUUCAGGGAGGACAUCCCGCUCAUCAACCAGCUUGCAGGCAUCCACAGGCUCCUGCAGGCCCCUCACAAGCUCGACGACUGUGCACUCCAGCUUUCCCCCAAUGGCACCUACCUGGACCUGGAGUCUUCUCUGGCCGAGCAGAGGGACGAGCUGGAGGGCUUCCAGCAGGAUGAUACAGGGUCCAGAGGGAAAAAGCACGGUGUUAUAUUACGGACCCAGCUGAGCGUGCGCGUGCACGCCUGCAUCGAACGACUAUAUAACUCCAAUGGGCGUGACUUGAGGAGGGCGCUCUUCUCACUGAAGCAAAUCUUUCAGGAUGACAAAGACCUGGUCCAUGAGUUUGUGAUGGCGGAAGGUCUGACGUGUCUCAUCAAAGUGGGUGCAGAAGCCGACCAGAACUACCAGAACUACAUUUUAAGAGCUCUUGGACAGAUCAUGCUCUACGUUGACGGCAUGAACGGCGUCAUCAGCCACACCGAGACAAUGGAGUGGCUGUACACGCUGGUGGGCUCAAAGUUCCGUUUGGUGGUAAAGACUGCCAUGAAGCUGCUGCUGGUCUUUGUGGAGUACUCCGAGUCCAACGCGCCGCUGCUCAUACGAGCCAUUGUGGCGGUGGACGCCAAGAGAGGUCGCAAGGCGUGGUCCAAUGCCAUGGAGAUCUUGCAGGAGAAAGACGGCGUGGACACGGAGCUGCUGGUCUACGCCAUGACCCUCGUCAACAAGACACUGGCAGCCUUACCUGACCAGGACUCCUUCUACGACACGGUGGACGCUCUGGAGGAGCAAGGCAUAGAGGCGGUCACACAGAGACACCUGGGGCGCAAAGGCACCGACUUGGACCUGCUGGAGCAGCUCAACAUCUACGAGUCCACGCUGCGGCACGAGGACGGCGACGACGACACCGAGCGUCCGCCCACCGGCCGCAGGGAACGCCGGCGGUCCAGCCUCGGGGGCGGGGAUAAAAGGUGCGGCUUGGAGAGGAGGCGGAGCCGGCGGGCUUCUCUCGGGCGGUCCGGACAGGCCUCCCCGUGCAGCUCGGCAUCCCCCCAGAGAGCGGGCUUCCAUCCGUUCCGGUCAAGAACCGAGGAGAUCGCUGAGCGACAAGAGGAGUACGGAGCGAUACCGGAGUACGAAGAAGACGACCCCCCAGCGACCCGGUUCGUUUCGGAAGAAAGCGAUGAGGUUUUUUUAGAGUCUAGUCCGAGUGGCAGCAGCCCGGUCAGGCUUCUUCCCUCCAUCAUUCAACGCACAGUCCAGUCCAUCACCAUCACGUCCGGACCCUUGCAGGAGCAAGAUGGAUGGAGAGGGAGCCCUCCCCCCAUGCCCCCUCCUCCUCCUCUCCCCGCCCCCCUCAGCCCCCCCUCGCUCCUGGCCGGCCUGCUGGCCCGCAAGAGGGUGAUCAGCACGGUGCCGGCCAGCAGGGAGGUGAGCCCCAGCACCUCUCACCCUUCCCCCGAGGGCCUGCCCUACCGGCCCCACACGCAGUUCCACCUCUUCUCCUACGACCUGGACCAAGGGACCGACAGUCCGGCGUCUUCCAGGAACGGAAAUGUCUCGGCCCACUCCGCCCUCAGCAGCGGCUCUUCCACGCCCACCGGUCCCAGGCCUCUGGGGAGUCUCCUGUCCUCCUCCUACCGACAACACCAGGAGUCCCUGGCAGCCGAGCGAGAGCGCCGCCGUGUGGAGAGAGAGGAGCGGCUGCAGAGGAUCGAAAGAGAGGAGAGAAACAAACACAGCCGGGACUAUGUGGACAAGAUGGAAGAGGCCAGGCUGGCGCGGGAGGAGAGGUACAAGAACGUGGAGCGUCAGGCGGCCGAGGAGUACGAGAAAGAGCGCCUCCCUCGCCCGCCCAGGGCUCGCUCUGACCCGGACCCGACCUUCGAGCCGUCCGGAACCUGGCCUUCGUCGUCCCGCAGCAGCACCCCGUCUUCGCUCACCUACCAGGAGGACGGCGAGGCCGACAUCGAAGCCGAAAACACCAAAGACGCCACCCCUUACGCUCCCUCCGAGGCUGCGGCAGAGGCGGAUGACUCCGGCGCCAGUGUAGAGGAGAAAGAGGCCGCCGCAGAAGAAGAGGAGGAGGAGAAGGAGGAAGAGGAAGAGGCGGUGGUAGAGAGCGAGGAGGAGAGCGAGCAGCCGGCGGAGCAGGAGGAGGACAGCGGCAUCCUGAGCGACAAGGAGAGACAGAACGAGGAGGUGAACGAGAAGGACAACUGCUCCGCCUCCAGCAUCUCCUCGGCCAGCAGCACCCUGGAGAGAGAGGAGCGAGGGAGCAGCGAGAACGGCCUCCAAGAAGAUGAAGUAAACCCACCGUGCAGCAAACUCCUGGACAGUAAGCUCUUCAUGCUGGACAUGCUGUACUCGCAGAGCAAGAAGCCUUGUGAGCAGGAGGAGGAGGAGGAAGAAGAGGAAGUGGAGAAGGAGGAAGUGGAGGGCGACACCAAAGAGGAGACGCACAAGGACGCUGACGGACCGCAGAGCGACGAGCAGCUGAGCGACAACCGUGACGACAAGUCGGAGCAGCGGGGGAGCAUUCGCCAAUUCGCCGAGCGCUUCGGCAACUUGAUCAAGGACCUCGGCGGCCCCCAGGCCCAGCCGGACAACGAGGACGACCUCCCCCCUCCCCCGUCCAAGCCGGAAUUCGACGCCAUCUGGGACCAGCUCCUCGCCGGCCCCCGGGAGCUGCGCAUCGGGGACAUCAACUUCACCGACCUGACGGAGGACGACGACAAGGACGCGCUGGACACCACUCUGAUGCGGGGGUGCGGCCACAUGCCACCCCCGCCGCCGCCCCCGCCGUCCAGCGCCCCAAAUUUCCCGCCGCCCCCGCCCAUGCUCGGCAGCUGCCCGCCGCCCCCUCCCUUGUCGGGGAUGAUGCUGCCUCCUCCUCCUCCGCCGUCGUUUAGCGCGCUGAUGCCUCCUCCUCCGGAGCCUCCCCUCUUCAACAAGAAGAGGAAGACAAUCAGGCUCUUCUGGAGUGAGGUGCGACCUACGGACUUGCCCAGCCGAGACUACAAGAGAAACGGAAACUCCUUGUGGUCCAAACUGGAUUCGGUAACUUUGGACACAGCCAAGCUGGAGCAUCUGUUCGAGUCCAAGUCCAAGGAAAUGCCCGUCACUAAGAAGACGGCGGCGGACAACAAGCGCCAAGAGAUCAGCGUGUUGGAUUCCAAGAGGAGCAACGCCAUCAACAUCGGCCUCACCGUGCUGCCGCCUCCCCGCACCAUCAAGACGGCCAUCCUCAACUUCGACGAGUACGCGCUCCACAAGGAGGGCAUCGAGAAAAUCCUCACCAUGAUCCCCACCGAGGAGGAGAAGCAGAAGAUCCAGGAGGCUCAGCUGGCCAAUCCAGACGUGCCGCUGGGCUCAGCCGAGCAGUUCCUGCUCACGCUGUCGUCCAUCAGCGAGCUCGCCGCCAGGCUUCAGCUGUGGGCCUUUAAGAUGGACUACGAAGCCACCGAGAAGGAAGUAGCAGAACCACUGCAGGAUCUGAAGGAAGGCAUGGAACAACUGGAAAAGAACAAAACUCUGCGCUACAUCCUCUCCACGGUGCUCUCCAUCGGGAACUUCCUCAAUGGAACCAACGCGAAAGGUUUUGAGCUGACGUACUUGCAGAAGGUGCCAGAAGUGAAGGACACGGUCCAUAAACAGUCUCUGCUGCAUCACGCCUGCUCCGUGGUGGUGGAGAACUUCCCUCAGAGCACAGACCUCUACUCUGAGAUCGGGGCCGUCACACGCUCUGCAAAAGUGGAUUUCGACCAGCUGCAGGAGAACCUGAGCCAGAUGGAGCGUCGCUGCAAGGCGUCCUGGGACCACCUGAAGGUGAUCGCCAAGCACGAGAUGAAACCUCAGCUCAAGCAGAAGAUGUCAGACUUCCUCAAAGACUGCGCCGAGCGAAUCAUCAUCCUCAAGAUCGUCCACCGCAGGAUCAUCAACAGGUUCCAUUCAUUCCUGUUGUUCCUGGGCCACCCGGCCUACAGCGUGAGGGAGAUCAGCGUGCACAGGUUCAGUAAGAUCCUCAGCGAGUUCGCCUUGGAGUACCGCACCACCCGAGACCGCGUGCUGCAGCAGAAACAGAAGCGAGCCGACCACCGCGAGCGCAACAAAACUCGAGGGAAGAUGAUCAUAGACGUCCACGCUCCUUGCGGGAGACACGGGUCAAGCAGCGCCCCUAGUGGUAGCCAGGAGGGCGGGCGGCCUGAAGGUCUGGACCACGCAGAGGACGCCGUGGAGCACGAGCACAUGAAGGCGAUGCUGAGGACCAGUGUUAGCAGCACAGGCAGCGACAAGGAGGGCAGCAGCGUUGUACCCGGGCUACGUAUGCGCACUAGAUCACGACCAGGACGCGGAGGUGCCAGCUUGCGGACGCGGACCCCGGCGGUGGAGGAGGCUCAGGUAUGCGGGGAUGACGCCGCCGACGAGAUAAUGGAGCGCAUCGUGAGGUCCGCCACUCAGGCUCCGGGGAGUCGACCACAGCCGCGAGAGAGGAGGAGAUCCAGGGUCAACCGGAAGUCAUUGAGGCGGACCCUAAAGAACGGUUUGACCCCAGAGGAGGCCUUGGCGUUAGGCUUAGCCGACACCGGCGAGCCGCAGCUGUAACCACGCCCCCCCUCUGCUGGCUCCUCCCCUUGCCGGCUGCCUUUUGCUAUUUUUUUAUGUUAUUUUCCUUGCACCAAGAAGAAGCUACACAGCUUUUCUGUCAGCUGCUAACCUUUGCCGGAUGUGUCUGAGUGAUGAUGUCAGUGUUUCAACUAAUGCACAAAGACGAAGGAUGAUCAAUUGGAACUUUUAUUUAUAGAGCUCUAUUUUCGUGUCGCUGUCACGUCACCGUUACUCAAGCUGUGAACUCUCCGCCCAAAGAUGAAUUCAUGCUCACUUCCAAAGUACCUUAAGAAAUGAAACAUCACCCUCUCCCGUGUAAAUAGACAUGUCUGAAGGAUAGGAAAGGUCUUCCAUUGGAUUUGUGCCUUUCUAGCCAAAAGGGACAAUUGCUGCACCGGCUUCCUCAAUUGGACUUUUUCUUUUGGCUCAGUAUUUACUUGAAAAGCUUGGUAAUCAGUCGUGUUUUGCACCUUACUAGUUGUGCAGCAAAAAAGGAGGUUUUUAACUGUAAAGUGUAAAAAAGACAGACUAAAUCAUUUUUGUACAUGUAUUAAAGUAUUUGACAUGAGAGACACUUUACUUUCUGGGUGUGUGUUCGUAUUGUGCAUGUUUCCUGUACGGUUUUGUAGAAAUGUGGAAAGAGGCUAUUCUGUCAAAUGUGACCGAGAUUUGGGGCUGUUACUUGGGGCGACUUGGCCCCUCAGGCGCUUUUUAGGACCUUCCGGAGGACGUGAAGGUCCGCCAGCAAGCUCAUGUUGCGAGUUGACGGCAGAGUCCAACUGUUUCACUUGAAAUGCUGUUUGUACACAUUCUACAAAAACACAAAUAAACACUGUG